Messenger RNA from Anneissia japonica, 1979 nucleotides. RefSeq names its product sodium-dependent serotonin transporter-like. Gene Ontology annotation, molecular function: L-proline transmembrane transporter activity. The record is from RefSeq and is a predicted model, not a curated record. Gene Ontology annotation, biological process: sodium ion transmembrane transport. The transcript is spliced from 2 exons. The annotation marks the transcript as partial. Gene Ontology annotation, cellular component: membrane. Lineage: Eukaryota; Metazoa; Echinodermata; Crinoidea; Comatulida; Comatulidae.
AAUAUAUAUUUGUAGGUUUUAUGUAGCAGUUUUUAAAUUUUUAAUAGGCCUACACCUUUUCUUGUUUCAUCAUUGUCUAUUUCUAAUCUGUCUCCAUUGGCCUCUAGUGGUGGGAACGCUCCCACCCCAGUAACCCCCAAUAAGAAUGCCUGAAGCAAAACAUAUCACGUCCAAGUAAUUAUUAAUUUUACUCACUUAAGCGUCGAACCGCACUCCCCCCUUCUAGAUACGCCACCGUCUUUCGCCGGGAAUUACAAAGUAAACCAUCGUCACUAAACCGAUACAGCUUUCUAAACCAUUGAUCAACCAAACUGUAACUAAGAAAUAUUGGAUAGAAAUCCUGAUUGGGAUUAUACCAUUUCAAAAACUAAUAUUUAUUAUUUGUUAUAUAUAACUGAUGAAGGUUUUGUCUGCACCGUACUAAAGACAUACCAGGUGGCAUAAUGACAACACAAAGGUGACAUAUUAUGAGAACACAGGUGGCAUAAGAACACAUAGGUGGCAUAUGAGAACACAUACGUCACAUGGGAACACGUAGGUGGCAGAUAAGAACACAUAGGUGGCAUAUGGUAAUACAUAGGUGGUAUAUGAGAACAGGUGAAAUAUGAGAACACAUAGGUGGCAAUACAUUGUAACAGUUGAGAACACAUACAGUAGGUAACAACAUAUGUUAACAAAAGGAACAUGCAGGGAAUGUAUUUCAUUCUGAGAAUACAUAGAAAAUGUGAGAACACAUAUGUAACACAUAGACACAAAUGGAUAUGAUGUGUAAUAUGCAUGUAUAGCUGGUUUUCAUAAAAUAGCUACAGGCUAUCCCAGAUAGGUUUCGGAAAUGCUGAUUGGUCAUUCGUUUGCGUUCAUAACACCUACGCUAUGUAGCAAUUGGAUGGAAACCUUCCUGGAUCCGCAACUGCUUAAAAUUCACGUAGGCCUACCCUGGCUGUACAACGCUUUUUCGUUAAAACCUGAGUCAUUAUGCAGUUCGAUUCAACAACUUUUCAGACAUUUUCUUGAUGACUUCUCAAGUUACCUUCUCAAAAUCUGCCUUCAAAAUAUGUACUGUGGUUGACGUCCCUUCCCCAUGAUCUGCGCUCUAGCACGAAAGAUGUUUAGAACUUGUUAAUAGUUGACCAACAGUUUAUUUUCGUAGAAGAUAACAAAAUAUCUUGUGUAUUUCCUUCGCACACGUCACACAUAUGUAGGACAUAGUAUCAGUGCGCAUGUGCAAGGCAUGCGCAAACUAACAAUUUGAUGGCAACGACUGUGUCCUGACAACGAUUUGUUGAUACGCGCUCGUAUAUUGCUAGUACUACUUGAGCGACCGGCGGUAAGGUUUGCAUAAGUAGAGCAAAGCUGAUAUAAUUUUAUUGUUAUUAUCAAACUAAUCAACAUGUCUUGGAUAUUUAACAUUUGUUCUCAUCAAGAAGCACCAGUUGCUAAUGACAUCGAAUCUCAAUUGUCGGAGGGCAAGGAGGUACUAACGAGCUCCAAAUCUGGACUAGAAUUGGCUCAUGGUACAGAUACUGUCACGGUGGAGAGUGACAUUACCGUUGGACAAGCGGUGACAACCACAUCAGCUAAGGGAACAAUCACCAACGAUGUAAUCCCAAUCACUCCUGUCGAGGUGACAGUCUCAUCAACCAUUGAGACCAUCAUCAGCAGUGUAGCUGCUGCCUCAAAUGGCCAGGAUCUCCAUACUGGAGAGAUUGGGGACAGAGAUGCAACUCCAGUCAAACAGGAUGUUGAGAGCACCCCUGUUGAAGACAAGAGCGCAUCGAUUGGUGAAAGCGGCACUGGAGGUGUGGAUGCCACUUCUGAAGCAGAGAGUGCCUCUAGCGAAGACUCCAGUACUACAUCCGAGAACGGCAGCAGAGGCACUUGGGACAAUCAGGUCGAUUUCCUGCUCUCGUGUCUCGGCUAUGCUGUUGGAUUGGGAAACGUGUGGAGGUUUCCAUACCUGUGCUAUGAAAAUGGAGGAG